AUGGCAGCGACACGAAGUGCAUCAAGCGUACCACAAGUCGCCAGCAAACGCCAGAAAGUUGACCAUCAUGUAAAUGGUAAUGGCACGGCUCAGGUCCACUCGAACAAAAGAUGUCCUCGUGGUCAGGGGCCGAUCAGAAUCGGAGGAGCUUCAGGCGGCUUCACGGAUAGACAGCGAUCAAUCUUGUCCUUCGCCAGGGAUUGCGAUGUCGAUGUGAUUAUUGGGGACUGGAUGUCCGAGAUGACGAUGGAAUGGCACGGUGUAGCAAAGAACGACGACAUCAAGAAGGGUCUCUCGAACGAGGAGCGCGUUGGGAUGUUUGAUCCAAGCUUCAUGGGGACAUUGACUCCAGCACUUCGGCACCUGGAGGAGCGGAACGUCAAGGUUGCUGUAAACGCUGGAGCCAGUGAUGCAGAAAUGUUGGCCAGUCUGGUCCAGAAGGAAGUUACGAAACAAGGACUAGGUCUGAAGGUGGCCUGGAUACAAGGCGACGAAGUGUUCGAGGUCGUUCAGCGUCUUCUGAAGAAAGGCGAAAAGUUCGAAAACGUCUGCUUCGGAACAAAUCUGGAAGACUGGGGCAUCGAGCCGAUCACAGCUCAGUGUUACCUUGGAGGAGCUGGGAUAGCAGAGGCAUUCAAAGCAGGCGCAGAUAUCGUGAUCUGCGGUAGAGUAUCGGAUGCAGCCCCGGUAAUCGGUUCUGCGAUGUGGUGGCACGGCUGGGAUCGCAAUUCCCAAUUCGACGAGAUUGCUCACUCGCUGAUCGCGGGACAUCUGAUUGAAUGCUCAACAUAUGUCUGCGGCGGUUACUACAGCGCCUUCAAGAGCCUUUUCGACGGCUGCGAGGAUAUAGGCUUCCCAAUCGCCGCGAUCAACGCAGACGGCACCUUCGUGCUGGAAAAGGAGCCAAAUACUGGCGGAGAAAUGUCAGUAGGAACAGCAACCUCUCAACUUCUCUAUGAGAUCCAGGGCCCACAGUACUAUGGAUCGGACGUUGUUGCCGUGCUCGAAGGCAUAGAAAUGAUUCAGCUGGCGAAAGACCAAGUGCUUGUCCGUGGAGUCAAGGGUAACCCACCGCCCACCACCACCAAAGUCGGCAUAACAGCACGCGGAGGCUGGCAAGCCGAGUUUCACUACUACCUGUGCGGUCUCGACCUGAAGCAAAAAGCCGAAUGGACCGAGAAACAGAUUCGCAAGUCAAUCGGUAAAGACGUCGAGAAGUAUUCGCUGCUCAAGUUCAGUCUGAACGGCUGGAGUCAGGAGGACCCAGAGAAUCAGGAUGUCGCCACCGUCGACCUCCGAAUAUUUGUACAAACCAAGGACAAAAGCGUCAUCGGCGCGGGAAAUAUGGUCGGCUUCCAACGAAGCUGCAUGGAAAACUUCUUGUCAAGUUGUCCCGGUGCGUCGAUAGAGAAUGAUCUGAGACAGUCAGCGCCGAAGGAGUACUUCGAAUAUUGGGGCGCUCUCCUACCGCAAUCAGAAGUCAGCCACAGUGUAGAACUGCCGUGGCUGCAGAAGUCAAUACCCGUUCCACCGUCGACAGCUGUCAAAGACUACGGUAAGUUCUACGAUACACGGCAAUGGAGCUACGAGACAACAGAGCCCGUCGACUUAGCAUCCUUUGGCCCGACGACUCGAGCACCGUUGGGCUACGUCGUGCUUGGAAGAUCAGGAGACAAGUCGUCCGACUGCAACGUUGGCUUCUUCACACGACAUGAUGAUGAAUGGGACUGGUUAAGGAGCUUGAUGACAAUCCCAAGGAUGAAGCAGCUUUUGGGACCAGAGUACAAUGGCAAGGACAUCGAUCGGUUUGAGAUCCCAGCGAUAAGGGCUGUCCACUUCAUGCUUCACGAUCAUUUAGACCGGUCAUGGGGCGCAAGCAGCACUUACGACGGGCUUGGGAAGAACCUUUGCGAGUAUAUCAGAGCGAAGCACGUGGAUAUGCCGAACUUGUUCCUUCGCAGAGGUCGAGUUUGA
This is a messenger RNA of Cyphellophora attinorum, 1974 nucleotides long. RefSeq lists its product as uncharacterized. The record is from RefSeq and is a predicted model, not a curated record. Lineage: Eukaryota; Fungi; Ascomycota; Eurotiomycetes; Chaetothyriales; Cyphellophoraceae. The coding region runs from base 1 to 1974 and encodes 657 amino acids. The transcript has a single exon.